AGCGCAUUUCCGGUAAACUUCCGCUGAGUUUUGUUGACAGUUAGCUUGCACUCGAAAACACUUCGCACGUUUCAUUUUUACUUGUCAUAAAUUUCUGUCUUCAGUUUAUAACAUGUCAUUAAACGAGUUCCUUCACAAUAUCGGAACUUGCUGACGAUAUACCCACCCUGUUUCAAUAUGAGUGGUAGUUAGCUAGCACGCUAGCCGGCUAUUUGGCAAGCUAGCUCUCUAGCUUGGGGUGCAUCCCGAAUUGCUGUGUGCUCUCUAUAUAAGUGCACUACGUAUAGUGCGACUUAUAUGCUUUUGCACUCGAUGUAGUGCACUGCAUGCGUCAUAGGGAGUGAAUUUGGGAUUUCGCCCAGCUGUUAGCUGAAGAGUAAGGCUAGGAAAGCAGCUGUGUGUAGGUUAUGAUUAUGAGCAGACGCGUUUGUUAUGCUUUUGCUGGUUUUGAAUAACGUCUGCGCCAUGGACACUGAAGGGAUCGUGAUCCGGAUAAAGACUCCGGUGGGGGACAUGGACUCAUCGGUGGACUGUCCGUCACUUUUGAGCUUCAACGAUUUACUGAUCGCAAUUAGAGAAGUGAUGCCUGAAGCGACCAUUACAGCGUUUGAAUAUGAGGAUGAGGUUGGUGACAGGAUCACAGUUCGGAGUGAUGAAGAACUAAAGGCCAUGCUGUCCUAUUACUGCAAUACAGUGAUGGAGCAGCGCAUGAAUGGACUCCUACCUGAGCCACUACAGAUCUUUCCUCGAGCCGGCAAGACUCCUGGGAACCGGAACAUCCACGGCCUCAAGGUGAACACACGCCAUGGCUCGUCCGGCAGUCGAGGAUCCUCUCCUGCCGAGUCUCUGUCCAACAACAGUUUAAAGAAAUCCUCCGCAGAGCUGAAAAAGAUACUGACCAAUGGCCAGAUAAAUGAACAAGACAUCCAGUACCAGGAGCAGCUUGGCCAUGGAAAUGGGGGAACCGUAUACAAAGCGUACCAUCUCCUGGGGAAGAGGGUUCUAGCAGUGAAGGUCAUUCCUCUUGAUAUCACAGUGGAACUGCAGAAACAGAUCAUGUCUGAGUUGGAGAUCCUUUACAAGUGCGACUCACCAUACAUCAUAAAGUUCUACAGUGCUUUCUUUGUGGAGAACCGAAUAUCUAUAUGCACUGAAUUUAUGGAUGGUGGGUCUCUGGAUGUUUACAGGAGGAUUCCAGAGCAUGUCCUGGGCCGGAUUGCUGUGGCAGUGGUGAAAGGACUGACGUAUUUGUGGAGCCUGAAGAUUUUGCAUCGAGAUGUGAAGCCUUCCAACAUGCUCGUGAACACAAGGGGCCAAGUAAAACUGUGUGACUUUGGAGUCAGCACGCAACUGGUAAACUCUAUUGCUAAAACCUACGUCGGAACCAACGCAUAUAUGGCGCCAGAGCGAAUAUCAGGGGAACAAUAUGGAAUUCAUUCAGAUGUAUGGAGUUUAGGAAUUUCUUUCAUGGAGCUGGCUCUUGGCCAUUUCCCCUAUCCCCAGAUUCAGAAAAACCAAGGUUCCUUAAUGCCUCUCCAGUUAUUGCAGUGCAUCGUUGAUGAGGAUCCCCCUGUGCUUCCUGUCGGUCAGUUCAGUGAGAAAUUUGUGCACUUCAUAACACAGUGCAUGAAAAAACAGCCGAAAGAACGUCCUGCCCCCAAUAACCUCAUGGACCAUCCAUUUAUCACGCAGUAUGAUGACGGGAAUACAGAGGUAGUAUCCAUGUGGGUGUGUCGGUGCUUGGAGGACCGCAAAUUCCAGCAAGCACAGGGGCUAAUGUAAAGAGCCGUGACACAACAAGGAGCCGUUUUUUCCCUCUUUCUAUAACGUGCCACUGAGAGUACAGAGGUUUAAUGGCUGGACUUACUUGAAGGAGACCACCCAUAAACACACUCCACAGUACUUAUGGACCUUGUAUUUUCUGAUGGAUUCAAUAACUCCAGAUCUGUAUUUUUGUUUUGUUUUGUUUUGUUUUAUAUAUUUGUUUUUGAAUGCUUGUGCAAACUGCAGUAUAAAUGUUUCAGGCUUAUGACUCUUAUCACUUCCGUAGCAGAUGGACCAUGAAGCAAAAGCUUUUUAAUAGGGUUGUUCCAGGAUAAACUAGGACACCUCGUAAUGCAGAGUAAACAUUUUGUAUUUUGAUCCCUUGUGGGAAAGGCUUUGGGCUACUGAUCAAAAGGUUGUGAGGUAAAAUCCCAGCACCACCACGAUGCCACUGAUUGGGUCCUUGAACAAGACCUUAACCAUUAUCUUCUCAGUCCUAUCCUGUUUCAGUUGUACAUUGCUUUGGAUAAAGGCAGCAGCCAGAUGAGCAAGAGAGGGUGUUUUUUACUGAACAGGUGAUCAGAUAUGAUUCCCACAAGAAAAAAGAAAGGCCACGCAUUAAUAUUGCAGUGUAUUGCAUGCGGCACAUUGCUCUCAAAUUGCUGUGUGACACAUUUACUGUGCUCGUCUUCAGUAAAUGUUUUAUUCUGGUCAGAGUCAUGUUGGUUUAAAUGACUCCUUUGUUUAUAUUUUGGGAAAUCAAUUCAACUAAAUUUAUUCGAAAAUGUCAACCGGCACCAACGUAAGUAACUGCGGGAAUGGUCCUGAUUUGUCAGAAUCUCUCUAAGAUUGUGCAGAAGUGAAGCCAUUUUAACCCUGAGCUCUUUAAUGAGCACUAACCUGACCAUUCGCGGCACUGCUGUGUUUUUCGAUGAUAACCCAUGCUGCACAUUAUUUAACGUACUGCUCUUUGUUUCCCUUAGAGUCUCACUGGAAGGCUCAUGCAAUGCAUAAACCACAAAAUAGACCACUCAAGUCUUCUGUGCAUUCAGUCACACUCAGACCAGUUUGUGUAGUGAAGAUACAGUUAUUACCGCCACUUGUUUAACCUCCUGUGCACAUAAAUAUGGGUCUUAAAUCUAAUCUUUUAACUCAAAUGACCCCACUUAUCUAUUAGAUAUAUUUAAUUCAAAUCAGCAUCAUCCUCCCUCUCUACUACAGCAUGUAAUCAUUCCACAGCAGGGAGCAAAUAAUUUUUGCUCACUAUUCUAUUAACCACUGACAGCUGCAGACUAACAUGCCUCAUAUGUUACAGCUGCAUCAACCCACCACAUCUGCCUGCUACUACAAUACUCCGUGGGCCACUUAAGGACGGUUUAUGCCAUGAUGCACUUAUUGUACUGCUGUGUUUUUUAUACAGUGUUACUUUAUAAAUGAAGCAGUGCUGUAGGCACAUAUUUUCCAUCCUGUACCACUUGGACAUGAAAGGAGUUGCGACAGUUAAUACCUGAUGAGAUUCCAGUGAAAAAAAGUGAGAUGUAGAACAUUAUAUCCAAAGUAAAUAUAAUACUUGAAGGUUGAAGGUUUUCUUGGUAUGUUACCCAACUGUCAUCCAGUCAUCUUCAUUUGUUGAUGAUGUUUUUGUUUCGGUUUAGAUUUUUAAUCCGGUUCAAAUGCACUGUUACGUUAUUUCUGUCUCUUUGUUUUUAAGAAAUGUGUGGUUCACUGGUGGCACAUGAGACUCAUCUCACAUUGCUGUGGAAGUUUGCAAACCUUCGACAUUUCCUAAGUAAAUGAAACAUUCUGAA
Pangasianodon hypophthalmus (striped catfish) is the source of this 3572-nucleotide messenger RNA. RefSeq names its product mitogen-activated protein kinase kinase 5 (gene map2k5). The coding region runs from base 433 to 1782 and encodes 449 amino acids. The transcript has 22 exons. Gene Ontology annotation, biological process: protein phosphorylation. Lineage: Eukaryota; Metazoa; Chordata; Actinopteri; Siluriformes; Pangasiidae. The record is from RefSeq and is a predicted model, not a curated record. Gene Ontology annotation, molecular function: protein kinase activity; protein binding; ATP binding.